Cuscuta europaea is the source of this 1985-nucleotide messenger RNA. NCBI's taxonomy places the organism in Eukaryota, Viridiplantae, Streptophyta, Magnoliopsida, Solanales, Convolvulaceae. The record is from the annotation of a GenBank genome assembly.
AUUAACCAAAUUCUUAUGUACCUAUUAAUCGGUAAAUUCUAUCCCAUGAGUAAAUUCUAUCCAAUUAGAAAUAUAGUUAGAUUAGAAGAGAUUGGGUAGGAAUUGAUCAUAUCCGCAGGACCUCUGUAAUCCCUUUAAAUAGCCGCUAAAUGCAUUUUGAAUACCACAUUAAAAACUUUCUGCCUGUUUAUUCUUAAAACUUAUCUAUGGAUCUCGAUCUUUCCCCAAAGUUGGCCAAAAAGGUGUACGGAGGAGAUGGCGGUGCUUAUUACGCCUGGUCCCCGGAGGAGCUUCCGAUGCUCCACCAAGGCAACAUCGGCGCCGCCAAGCUUGCUCUUGAGCAGAACGGCUUUGCUCUUCCUCGCUACUCUGAUUCCGCCAAGGUUGCCUAUGUUCUUCAAGGUGAAAAUCUACUCUGAUUAUGUGCUGUUGAUGCUUGCCGAGUAUGAUUACUUGGUAGAAUAUAAGUUUUCAUAUUUGAUCUCUGUCUCCUGAUCGUUGAUUUUUUUGAGUACUUAAUUUGGUAUGAUCGUUGAUUCGAAUUGCCAAGUAUCUCACCUAUUUGCGAUUUGUUACCCCGAAAGUUUAAAUUCUGGAUAAAAUCAAUCACUUAUAUGAACCAUCAGCAGAUUUUUUUAGAACUAUAAAAUAUGCAAUGCUGGAUUCAAUACUAGUUUUGUAAUGUAAUACUCAAAUCGGUGGAAUUUUUUCUAAAUCUAUGCUUGACAGAUAUUUAUUUAUUAGUUUAUACUACAUGGAUUUUGAUUUGAUGAUGAUGAUCGAAUGCACUGUUCAGGUUAUGGAGUUGCCGGAAUUGUCCUUCCUGAGAAGGAAGAGAAGGUUAUCUCCAUCAAGAAGGGAGACGCCAUUGCUCUUCCCUUUGGUGUAGUCACCUGGUGGUACAACAAGAUGGAGACGGAGCUCGUAGUUCUCUUCCUUGGUGACACCAAAACGGCCCAUAAGCCCGGUUCUUUCACCGACUUCUUCUUGACUGGUCCGAACGGCAUCUUCACUGGAUUUUCAAGUGAGUUUGUUUCCCGGGCAUGGAAUCUGGACGAGAGUGUCGUGAAGAAGCUCGUGGGUAGCCAAUCCAGCAAGGGCAUUGUGAAACUUGAACCGGGUUUCCAGAUGCCCGAACCCAACCCAUCCCACAGGGAAGGCAUGGCAUUGAACUGUGAGGAAGCGCCCUUGGAUGUUGACAUUAAGGAUGGUGGCAAAGUUGUGGUGCUGAACACAAAGAACUUGCCUUUGGUUGGAGAGGUUGGGCUUGGAGCUGAUCUGGUGAGGUUGAAUGGGAACGCCAUGUGUUCCCCUGGCUUCUCUUGUGACUCAGCCCUACAGGUGACUUACAUUGUGAGGGGUAGUGGGCGUGCUCAGGUUGUAGGUGUGGAUGGGAAGCGUGUGCUGGAGACUACAGUCAAAGCAGGCCACUUGUUCAUUGUUCCAAGGUUCUUUGUUGUUUCUAAGAUUUCUGAUCCUGUUGGCUUGGAGUGGUUCUCCAUCAUCUCUACUCCAAACCCUAUUUUCACUCAUUUGGCUGGGAAGACAUCAGUGUGGAAGGCGCUUUCACCUCAAGUGCUUCAGGCUGCUUUCAAUGUUCCGGAAGAUGUGGAGAAGGAGUUCAGGUCGAAGAGGACUGCAGAGGAGAUAUUCUUCCCCCCACCAAACUGAUUGAUUUAAUCAGUGAUUUGAUUAUCUUUUUUUGGCUUUAGUUGUGCGAUAGUAGUUUUUUACCAAUAAAGAUACUCUAUAAAGUUCGUUUACUGAAUUUCAUCUUUUGUGGUGCUUUCUCGUGUUUGGGUACAUCAAUUGACAAAAAGAGAAAUGUCAUACAGUAUAAGAAAUAUGCUUCUUCUAUUCGAUCAAAUUCUUAUAGUUGCUUUGAUUUUUCUAUUGAUAUUAUGAGUUCCGGCCAAGCAAGGCGUUGCCAAGCUAUAUUUUAUUAUCUAGUGAUAAUUAUUAUAAUCAAACGUGGACAAUUUGAA